GCAGCACGUCGUUGUGGUGGUUUUUGCAGAGCCGGGGGCGCGCGUGCGCGCGCGUUUGUGUGUGUGUGCAUGUGUGUGUUUGUAUGUGUGUUCCGGAUGAAAUGCGCCUUUUUACGCGCUGAAAUGAUGCUCGACGUGAAGGCGGCUCGGUUCGAUACGGACUCUCUGCCUUGACGUUGCCUUUAAACUUUCCCAUGCUGGCCAUCUAAAACCCGGUGCAUUCGGACUCGGACUCGGACACAGCCUCGGUCUCACACACCGGAGCGGACACGUCCUGAUCCAAUGCGCGUUUCGUUUCCGCGCGUCCAGGCCCGCACGCCAACACGUUCACAUGGCCUCGAGAAAAGUGCCCGUGGUGGGAAGCCGAAGAGCAACGGGAUGGUGGAGGAACAGGAGGUGUCCGGAGCGGCCGGGCUCGGUGUGGCGCCGGUGUGUGAUGUGCGCAGGGAUCACACUGCUUUUCCUGCAGCCUGCAUCCUCCAGACACGAUGAGGGACAGACAGAAACAUUCAAUGGUUCCGUGUCAUCGCUGAUCCCCACCGGAUCUUCAAACGUCUCCACGUCUGUCUUUCCGCUAGAAGAAGAUGGAGAUCCUUUCCUGCAGUCUCACGCAGCACCAGCAGAGGCAGCAUCGAGCACCAGAGAGCAGGCUGUCUUCUCCUCUGUGCUGACGGUGAGGACUAACUCGGAUUCGCUGGUGCAAUACCCGGCCUCUCCUCAUGCUUACAAUCUCACCAGUCGCAAAAUCCAGGAGGAUCCACUGGCGAAAAGCUCGCAAGCUCCGACCAAGGGCGUGCAGAGCACCGGCUCAGAAGAAGCGCCUUCUAUGAUCCCAGGCCUUCCCACAGCACCCGGGACCUCCAUCUUAACCGUGGAGCAGACAGAACCUGCUCUCACAGAUCACGUGACCAGCCUAGACUCCGCCUCCACCGUGCUAUCCAAUGGUACGUCUCCAGUAACAGACAAAGUUGAGAAAACCUCAGUGACACGCCCCAUCCCCGAAACUGUGACCAGUGACAGCCUCCAGCUCACUACGGUGACCACCACCACAACCACACCCUUAACUAUGACUGACGCAACUGUGACUCCUCCCAGUACCGAUCCCUUGACCACUGAGGUUCUUACCACAAAAGCUCCGCCCACAACCACUACAGAGUCCACGACGGCUGCGACAACACAGACGACGACUACUACUACGACGACGACGACGACUACCACGACCACGCCGACUACAACAACGACUACUCCAGCGACUACAACCACUCAAAGCUCUACUGCAGCUACAUCUAGAAGCACCACCACUGAGCAGAGCACCACCACUGAGAGCUCACCUCCAUCCUGCAACAUCACAGAGAGGCUGUUGGUACGAACGGUUCUGUCCAUCCAGAUGAAGAGGAAUUAUCUGGAGAAUGCUCUGAGGCAGAGCUUGGGGAAAGGCCUGACCCUGGCACUUCAGAAGGCCUUUAACGACUCCAACAUCCACAUCCAGCUGGAGCGUGAUGUAUGCACACCGUCCAACGUCACUCUGGGAUAUUACGUCAUGAGCGAGAAAACGGUGUACGUGGUGGCAGCAGUGGUGGAGACUCUGAAUUCCUACGGCUUUGAUAAGCUCCUGAGUGACCUCAGACAUCACGCGCCGGUAGUGUUGGCCGUCCCCGUCCCCGUAGCUUCCUGGCAGUCCGCACCGGGCAUCCACCUGCAGCUUAAAACAGUCCUCAGGUUCGUGAGUCCAACAGACAACAUCAAGUCAUGCGGUUUCAUUCAGAUCAUGGAGCAGCGUUUGGGGAACGUGUUCAACGAAGCUCAGGAGAAAGUGGAAGACUCGUAUGGAAAUCUUUCAGUCGAGAUUCUAAACACCUAUCAGCUAGGAAACUCUCUGGCCGUAUCUCUGGUGUAUGUGGUGUGGAACGGCAGUGUGGCGCUGAACGGCACCGUGGCGAGCGCGCUAAUUAACCAGCUGAGUGCGGAGCUGGUCGGAUAUUUCCUCUUCUUCCCCCCCAUGAUCAUUGCUGAGCCGCUCGAGUACCACAACCUCAACACCUCAGUGGCCACCAGGGAAUACUGGGUAAUCACAGUCAUUCAGGAUGUCGAUAGUUCCUUGCUGGAAGGCAGUUAUCAGAGCUUUGCUAGUCUGAUGGAGCAGCGUUUAGCUGAGCUCUUUCUUGUCGCUGGUCGGCACGGUCCCCGGAUCAAACGCGCCACCACCGUCGGUGGAUGCACUGUCCAGAUGGUUAGUAUCCGGCGCCUACUUGGUCCUAAGAACCCAGCCGAGAUGACCUACUACAUCCAGGUGGAUGGAUCGCCGAUACCUGGCACAUCUGCAGCCAAAACGCUAAACAUGGUGGACUCUCAGACCAUGGCCCUCACACUGGGCUACUUCGUCCAGAUUCAAGCAGAGCCCGUGGUGAAGAGUGUCCCCAGUAACCUCUGGAUCCUGGCUGUUCUGACGCCGGUGUCAUUGGUGAUCGUCGUUAUUGUCAUGGCGGUCGCUAUCAUAUGCAGGAGGAAUCGCAACGUCUUCAAGAGCAGUGCGUUCCGUGGGUUCCACUCACGCACCAAGACCUCGUACCGGAGAGACGGGAGUUACCACCAUCAGCCUGUGCAGGGUUUUGACUAUGCUAAGCAGCACAUGGGUCAACAGGGUGAGGAGACGCUUGCGGUCACUAAAGAGACCCUAGUCCUGUCUCUCCCGGUACGCGACGCUCCGAUCACACAGGACAAAGGAGUCCUACAGGACGGCACGGCCUCCAAAAGACCUCAGUCUACAGAGAUCCACCGCAGUAAAGUGCCGAGCGAGGACGGCUCGGUUUCAAGCAACGGCUCUGCGAAGCUGAACACAGGCAGGAGCUCCUCGGCGCACAGAAAUACCGGCCAGAAAGCCGCAAAGGAGGAGGCGCACGCGAGGACCGAGCAUUACGACUCACUGACUGGCUCCCUGAGGCUCAUCAGCAUUAAGCCCAUGGCCGCUCCGCUUAACUACUCAUACCCAGACUCCUCGAAUCACAGCCAAGACUCUGUCAUGCUGAACGGAGAGGUGAACAUGGGCCUGAAACAGAAGUCCGACAUUGAGCACUACAGGAACAAACUGCGUCAGAAAGCGAAGAGAAAAGGCUACAGUGACGGGCCGACGAACAGCGGAGGACACAGGCACAGCCACCGAGAGAGACUGAGACGUGAAAACGCUUCUCUGGACCUAGAGGACACUCGGGGACCUGCGGAGGACAGAAAUCCAUCCACUUAUGUCAAAUACCACAGGAGUGAGAGUCAGAGGGAGCCGGCGUACUGGAGCAGACAGUCUCUGAAUACGCCGAGUCCUGUGGAGACCGAGCUGGAUCUGCUGGUAAUGAGGGAACGUGCCAGGAGGGGGAUCCGCAACAGCGGCUAUGACGCUGAGCCAGAACCUUUUGAAGAGACAGACGUGGACCGCCUCAUGAGCUCUCUAGGUUUUGGAGGCAGUCACCACGUUAAAGGUCACUCGGAUUCGUCCACUCUGAGCUCUCAGCCCUCCAUCGACGAGGUGCGGCAGCAGAUGCACCUCCUGCUGGAUAACGCUUUCGGUUUGGCCUCGGCCGAGCCGUCCGGACACGGCCACCACCCGCACCACCCCCGGCACGGCCCCCACCCUCCGUACCCCCCUGCUGGUCCCUAUGCGGACGGAGUGACCAGCGCUCCCGGCACUAUGGACCACCCGGCUGGAGCUCUGCAGCGCGGGCCAUCGUUUGAGCCCGACAUGCACCAGUGUAGCCUCCCCAAGCCUGUACGUCCUCACUGUCCACAUUUACACGUUCAAGGCUUCAGAUUUACGCAGCUGCCCGACAUGGGUUUGGGCACACCACCACCUCUCAUAUCAGCUCGAACUGGAGCCCCACCUGGUGCAUCAGUACGGCGAUCAACACCAGACAUGAGUCUGAAGCCGCGCGUCUCUGAGGCUUCAGAGAUGAAUCAGCACAACGGCGCCCCCUAUCUGCCCAUCAAUCGAGCUCCUUUCCCAGCCGUCACUGUCGAUCAGUCCAUGUCGAGCUACUCAGGAAACCCAAUUACAGCUGUUUAUGCCAUAUCAGCCAACCGGCCCGGCUACUCCGACUACUUCGUCCUGUCACCUCCGUCAUCGUACCGCAGCCCUUCGUGGAUGUCGUAUCCUCCGGAGCCAGAUGACCUCCCACGCCAGUGGGGUGACACGAACCCUUGUCAUUUGGAGACCAUCUGCUGAGCCGAACGGGCUGAAGGGACACAGCAAUGCUCCUGGGGAUUGUACAGUAAAUUAAAAUACCCUGAUCACCACAGAAGCCCAAACCUCUCCUGGCUCUUUGGCCUGAGGGCCGCUCCGGCCGAACAAGUCCAAAACGCCCCGGAAAAAAGGGCCCUGAAAGGCCCUGACCAGACACCACAAGACCCAUCAGUCAUCUCUCCACCAUUCAUCAGUGCUUUCUUCUGAGUCUCCUUUUCUCUCAGUCUCAGCAGCCUCCUCAUCGGAUCCGAGGGCCAAACGAUUUCUUCAAGUUUUUUGAAUCUCCUCAUGGACACGACGAGGAGCCGGUGGUCUUUUAUCUUUCUUUCUUCCUUCCUUUCUUUCUUUCUUUCUUUGUGUGUGUGUGUGAGUGUGUGUGUGUGUGUGUGUGUGUGUUUCAAACAUCAGCAUAUUCAAAAGAGAAAACUUUCUUUCUUCUCGAGCGGACCUCUCCGUGUCUUCGGCUCUUGUUUUUACCGAGAAGCAGGCCCUUUUGUGCACUCUGUGUAUGGCUUACGUAAAAAAAAUGACCUUGAUGUAAAAAAGACUGAGCGGAAAUCCGAAAACGGCUUGUUGUACUGUACGUAAAUGUAGUCAAUGACGUGUCUUUUUUUUUUCUUUCCUCAGCCUCUUAAGAAGUAGUCCGUUCUUUCGCUUCGCCUUUCGCUUCUUCUUCAUCACAAAAACGUCGGAUCACGUAAGACGGCUCGCGAGAAACUCGAAGCAAACGUUGUCAAAGUUUAUGGAGCGUCACCUGACACAAAACAACGAUCCCGAGCAUUUAGCGUUAAAUAUUACUCAAGAUAAACAAUAGUGGAAUAUUUUAGGUCUAAAAUAUUAUUAGAAUUUAUAUUCCUACUCCUGUUCACUAUAUCACUUUCAGUUUAACAGCAAAUUAAAACUAUAAACUAUCACCAAAACAACAUAUCUAUUUUAUUGCCUUAUUUUUGAUAGAUAUUUAAAUUUAUAUAUGAAAUGAUAUCACAAUCUAGAACAUUUAUCUGCUGGAGUGUAAAGCAUACAGUAAGCCAAAAAUAAGAAAGUAAGUAAUGAAAGUAAAUAAAUAAAAAGAACUUUUAUGCAAACUAAAAUUCGACGUUACAUGAACGUUUUAUAAUAUUAAUGACGGCAUCACUCACAAAGUUUGGACACAACAAAUCAAAUACUCUGAAGGAAUGAAAAGAAUACACAAACAAACCAAAUGAACAACAAAGAAAAGAAAUUAUUUACCAAGCAAUUAUUUGAAAUAAAAGAAAAAGUACUUUAAAAUAUAUCGAAAACUUAAAAACCGACCCAUUAAACCGAAUUCGUUUUAGUUUUUUGCAGCUAGCGGAAUGUAACCCACCCCAAACUUAGCAUGUGUUUCUCGAAGGUUCUAAUGCAUGUAGUCUGAAGAAACACAAGGGCUUUUAUGUACGUAAGGAGAUGAUGUAAAUUCUAUGGACGGAUCUCCAUCGGGUUCCUGUCGUGAACAGUGACAUCGACAAAAAUCGACAGAAAUUAAUUUUACCAUCGUGAUAUUUUAUAUCGUGAAACUGGAGAACGGUAAACAAUAGACAUCCAAACAUAGUGACAUAAUACAAUACAACACAAUUGUUUUUUUUUUUUUUUUUUUUUUUUUGGAGUGUUAAAACUGAAGAACUUUGUCCUCUCAAUGUAAUUAGCCGGUGCUGGGGAAGUGCAAAGCUCUCGGUUGUCGUCGCUCAGUCGUGUGUUUUUUUUUUUGUUUGUUUUUUUUUUUUUUUAAUUGCUUUUGCUUUGUAAAAUUUUCUCCGUUCUUAUUUUUAUAACAACUCACUCAUCAUUUUUUGAGCUAUCCGUAGAGGCAGCGUUCCGAAGGCGCCGUCGCCGAGUGUAAAAUAUCGUGCUUCGAUUCACGGUUAUGUAUUUAAAAAAUAAAUAAAUAAAGAAAAAGCCUCAUUGUGAACCUAUGUGAAAAAAAACCCCAAAAAAAACAAAAACAAAAAAAAAGGUUGAAUAUUCUCUGUGUAAAUUCACAUCAUGAUGCCGAGAUGUCAAUCCUCAUCACGCAACUCCAUAACUGCCAACUGUACAGAAUAUUUUCAAAUAAUUAAUACAAAAAUAAAACCUGCAUUUGUUUUUCAA
Messenger RNA from Tachysurus vachellii, 6334 nucleotides. RefSeq names its product KIAA1549-like a. The record is from RefSeq and is a predicted model, not a curated record. The transcript has 23 exons. Lineage: Eukaryota; Metazoa; Chordata; Actinopteri; Siluriformes; Bagridae. Bases 332 to 4210 code for a protein of 1292 amino acids.